Glossina fuscipes is the source of this 1150-nucleotide messenger RNA. RefSeq names its product ATP synthase subunit gamma, mitochondrial (gene ATPsyngamma). The coding region runs from base 114 to 1010 and encodes 298 amino acids. The record is from RefSeq and is a predicted model, not a curated record. Gene Ontology annotation, molecular function: proton-transporting ATP synthase activity, rotational mechanism. Gene Ontology annotation, biological process: proton motive force-driven ATP synthesis. The transcript has 2 exons. Lineage: Eukaryota; Metazoa; Arthropoda; Insecta; Diptera; Glossinidae.
AAUAUAAAUAUGUGUUGGCAAUACUGUGUUCACUUACAUAAGAGGAAUUUGGUCUCUUCAGUCGUUUCGUAAAAAACUGCCAAUUGCCCGGAACAAUUAAAUCAUUUAGCAGCAUGAUGAUGCAACGAGUUACAGCCUUUCUUGCUCCAAUGGCUGUUGAAGCCACUUUACAAAUCCAACAACAACGGGGUAUGGCCACAUUGAAGGCGAUCUCCAUUCGACUUAAAUCAGUUAAAAAUAUUCAAAAAAUUACGCAAUCCAUGAAAAUGGUAUCAGCUGCCAAAUAUUCACGUGCUGAACGUGAAUUGAAAGCUGCUCGUCCUUAUGGAGUGGGAGCUCAGCAAUUCUUUGAGAAGACCGAUAUUAAGGCUGAUGAGAAAGAAGAACCAAAAAAACUCUUAAUUGGAAUAACUUCGGACCGUGGCUUAUGCGGUGCUGUGCACACUGGUGUGGCUCGUUUCAUCCGCGGCGAACUGGGUAAAGACGAAACAAAUACCAAGGUUUUCUGCGUGGGCGACAAGUCGCGUUCCAUUUUGGCACGACUUUAUGGCAAAAAUAUUUUAAUGGUAGCUAAUGAGGUCGGUCGUUUGCCUCCUACCUUUUUGGAUGCUUCACGUAUUGCCCAUGAAGUGCUAAAAUGCGGUUAUGACUAUACCGAAGGACAGAUUGUUUAUAAUCGGUUUAAAUCUGUAGUCUCUUAUCAGUGCACUUCUUUGCCCAUCUAUGGUGCUCCAACGGUUGAGAAAUCUGACAAGUUAGUACUUUACGAUUCACUAGAUUCCGAAGUGAUUAAAAGUUACUUGGAGUUCUCAUUGGCUUCGCUCAUAUUCUAUACCAUGAAAGAGGGCGCUUGUUCCGAGCAAUCUUCCCGUAUGACUGCCAUGGACAACGCAUCUAAGAAUGCCGGUGAAAUGAUUGAGAAAUUGACGCUGACAUUCAACCGUACCAGACAAGCUGUCAUUACACGUGAAUUGAUUGAAAUCAUUUCCGGUGCUGCUGCCCUGGAUUAAAUUAAUUGAAGUCUUUAAACUUCGGACAGCAAGUUUUUUGCGAUUUUCUAAUACGAAAAAGUUUUAAUAAGUUGCUAUUAUUGUAUUACUCGAUAGAAAACCAACCACACUGCAAUAAUAAAAUCCAAUAUAAAAUUUAA